AUGGGCACAAAGGAUGAUAAAACAGAUGAUGUUAUAUUUGAUGAUAUCCGUGACGAAAGAGAUUCCGCAAGGCGCGUUUUUGCCGGCUACCAAGAUAUUGAGAUUGAGCUAUCUGAACCGCCUGAUAUACAACUGAAUACGGACCGGACACGAGCUGAAGUCAGAAAUCAUUAUCGGAUCCAAGGGUUUGUCGCUGAUGGAUCUUCCCUCGAAGGGGGAUAUACGGGCUGGUUCGCUGAAGGGAAUAAUAUUUUUACCUUUGAGUUGAGAACCAUGGAGGGUUCCGAUAAGCAAGAAUGGCGUAUCACUGAAUGGAAGGAUGAGGCAUUUAGCGAGGGGGAGAUUAGAGCCGCCAACAACAUCCAGUAA
Molecule: messenger RNA, 369 nt
Organism: Geodia barretti
Lineage: Eukaryota; Metazoa; Porifera; Demospongiae; Tetractinellida; Geodiidae
Source: the annotation of a GenBank genome assembly